AUGUAUCGCUCAGUGGGAGAAGCAGUCGGACGGACCCCUAAGCAGGACGCACCGCCAUACGACCCCUCUCUUUGGGAAGGAAAGGAUUGUGCAUUCAUCACAGUUCUGAAAGAGGCUCAUGAAAGGCAACAACGGCAGGAGCGCCACCGCGACGCACAGCACGGCGGAGUCGACGAGGCUGGCUUGGCGGCUCCCCACACCUCCCAUAUUCAGCUGACAUACACACCAACAAGUUGGUGGGAAAGGCUUAUGUUGAAAUUGUUCCCUCGGUAUUAUGCCUUACGGGUCAUGGCAAAUAGUGAUAUUUCCCGACUGAGCAAUGAAGAACUUGUAAUGCGGAUGCAUCUCGCCCUUCAGGCGGGAGACGGUGAUUUCUCUGCCCUCAUAGCGCAGGAGUUGGCUCGGAGACGUGUGUAUCUGUACCGAGAGGAGGUUACCACUGUGAAUACAACCCCUGGGGGUGCGGCAGUUAGGCGAAACAACUAUAGAGGGAUGGGAAGUUCUGACGAAGGGGUUGGUAUUAUGCGUGCGAGGUAUUCGGACAGUGCAGUAAAGCAAGGUGCCGUCAGCCAUGUUGCAGAUUCGUCAUUUACGGUGCCAGAGUUUCUGCUGAGGCGUCCCUCAUACGGUGGAUGA
Trypanosoma brucei brucei TREU927 is the source of this 636-nucleotide messenger RNA. RefSeq lists its product as hypothetical. The record is from RefSeq and is a predicted model, not a curated record. NCBI's taxonomy places the organism in Eukaryota, Euglenozoa, Kinetoplastea, Trypanosomatida, Trypanosomatidae. The coding region runs from base 1 to 636 and encodes 211 amino acids. The transcript has a single exon.